AUGGCAAGCUCAAGCUCAAGCUCUAAUGAGUCUAAUCCAUAUGUGAUGGUGGAAGUUGGAGAAGAAUACCCAUACCCCACACAUGUUUGUGCCCCAAAUCUUGUUACCUUGAAGCUGAGUUGUAGGGAUGAGUAUAGUAUGUGGAAAACACAGAUGCUAUGUCUGUUAGCGAGUUAUGAUGAACAAGAUAAAAAAAGAGCAGAACUUCAUCAAAUUGUGUACCAGGCUACUGUAGCAGGGAACUGGAAUUUAGUUCAUGUGAUUUUGAAGACUGGACAAAUUACAGUGAUAGACAAGAUCACCAAUAAUGAGAACACAGUACUCCAUGUAGCAGUGGGUACUACCAAGAAGUCAGAAUUCUUAGAGAAUUUGUUGAAACUGAUACCCGAAAACACGCCAAUAGAUGUGCGGAAUUCAAAUGGAAGCACACUUCUUCAUGUUGCUGCUAUUGUUGGCAACACCGAAGCUGUUAAUGUCUUGGUGGAAAAAAACCGAGAUUUGUUGUUGGCCGUGGACAACGAGGGUCAUACACCACUAGCCGUAGCUCUUUCUAAUAUGCAUACAGAGACUUCUAAUCAACUGUUGCUUCACAUCAACGCUGAAAAGGAGAAGUUUUCCAGCUCAAUUGGUGAUGCUCUGUUUUCUGGCACAAGUGGUGAUGACCUUUUAGUCACUGCUAUUUCUUCUAAAGAUUUUCGUUUGGCACGUAAGAUGAUGCGGAAGUACAAAGCGUUGCAUGGUGAUGCGGUAAUGGUGGCUCUAGCUCAAAAUUUCCCAUGUGAACUCAGUAUAUUGGAAGAAUAUAUAGGGACUUAUAUAAUACUUUUCAGAGUAACCAGAUUUCUCGAAGCCUCGUUUAAUUAUAUGGUUUUCAGAUGGGUCCCGUUAUGUGGUUCAUGGGUUGGAAAGAUAAUCCGCUUAUUCUAUACCGGAACUGUUUGGAUUGUUUUGCAUUUCCCACCAAUAUUUAAGAUUUUAGAGAGACCAUUCAUCAAAAAGAGAGUUCAAAUUCAUCAAGAUGCUUACAGAUUGUUAGUUGAUGCAUGUUCAAAGAUAAAGUCAUGCAAAGACUCCCGCUGCUAUCAUCACUAUUACACGAAUCCCAUCUUUGAAGCCACAAGACUAGAUGCAUGUGUGGUUGUAAGCAGCAUUAUAAGUGAAUUUCCAAAUGCAGUUUGGAGUGUUAAUGAAAAUGGGCACAACUUUAUUCAGUACGCCGUGAUAAAUCGCUCAGAAAAGGUUUACAACCUUUUGUAUCAAAUGAGUGAACAUAAAAAUAUUUAUAGAACGAUCAAAGAUUCCUUUGGAAAUAACCUCUUGCAUCUCGCGGGAAGAUUGGCACCUGCCAAUAAACUGAAUCUUAUAUCGGGUGCUGCUUUACAAAUACAACGUGAAUUACAGAGGUUUAAGGAAGUUGAAAGAUUUGUGUGUCCUCUAAACGUCGUACAAAAAAACUCGUUUCACGAAACACCUCAAAUGGUGUUUACAAGAGAACAUAAAGAGUUGGUGAUUGAGGGAGAAAAAUGGAUGAAGGCGACUGCAGAGUCUUACACAAUUACAGCAGCAUUGAUCACCACCAUUAUGUUUGCAGCUGCUAUUACAGUGCCAGGAGGAAACAAUCAGGAAAAGGGAAUUCCAAUCUUUAGUCACGCAAAGGCCUUCACAAUAUUUGCGAUAUCAGAUGCCAUAUCGUUAUUUGCAUCUGAUUUUCUUUUCAAGUUGCCUUCAAAGUUGAUAAUUGGGCUGGCAAUGUUGUUCAUCUCAACGACAUCGAUGUUCCGUCUUGUCAUCGACUUGAUCAGCACUACAUACGGUCUUAGUAUUUUUGGAAGGAAAAGAAACAGUGUGUUGUAUUAA
Messenger RNA from Lactuca saligna, 1857 nucleotides. The record is from the annotation of a GenBank genome assembly. Lineage: Eukaryota; Viridiplantae; Streptophyta; Magnoliopsida; Asterales; Asteraceae.